UUGGGUUGUCAUGGAGCCGUUGGCUUCUUCCUUGCCACGCGAGGGCGCUGUCUCAAGCGCGCCUUCGUCCUGUCCUGCCUACGUCACCACAUUUCACCGAAUGCGAUGGAACAGCGUGGAGAAGCGUGAAGGUGGUCUCGGGAAACACUGAAGGAACUUAGGCAAGAUGAGGGACGCGGCUCUCCUGCUCACACCGUGCGUGCUCCUGUGUCUCUUCCUGAGCUCCAGCCAGGCCGCCAGACAAGGACAGGACAUGAGAUGUGGAGCCUGCAGGGCUCUGGUAGAUGAGAUGGAGUGGGCCAUCUCCCAGAUAGAUCCAAAGAAAAUGAUCCAGACAGGAUCCUUCAGGAUAAACCCGGACGGCAGCCAAUCCAUCAGAGAGGUUCCUCUGGCUCGCUCAGAGGGAAACCUCCUCGAGCUGAUGGAGAGUGUGUGUGACAGGAUGGAGGACUACGGCGAGCACACAGAUCCUUCAACAAACAGGAAGUCCUACAUUAGGAUAAAAUCUCGGAGCGGUGAGGCCAUGGACCUCUCUGAGGCCACGCUGGAUUCAAGAGUUACAGCCGGAUUAAAAUUUGCAUGUGAAACAAUUGUUGAGCAGCAUGAAGAUGAAGUCAUUGAAUUCUUCUCUCAUGAGACAGAAAACGUCAAAGACAAACUCUGCAGCAAGAGGACAGACCUCUGUGACCACGCUCUAAAAACGCCCCAUGACGAACUUUGAUAUCAUCUCUCCGGCCCUGCUGUCUCUCCUCAGCUGAAAUGGAGACGUUGGGUGCUGUAGUGUUUUGAGUUGUCACUUAUCGCCGGUUUAUGCCAUGGCAGCGGUGGAAGAUGUAUGCAACUUAUUAUGUAAAAUAAUAGAAAAUCCACCUGAAAAUAAAAGUGUUAUUCCUGUGAUCUGUGAGAAUUUAAGGACCAGUUUGCCAUUUUUUUUUUAGCCAUAUCUCUUUGGACUAUACUGUCGCCUAUUUAUAAACUGGAAGCUGUUGACUUCUCAGUAUUCUGUGUUUCAUACGAAGGCUCCUGUCUUUUACUCAAAUGUUAUUUACAAGAUAAAACUGAAAGUUAAGUCAGUCUUCUCAGCGCAUACAGGAUUUCUUACAGGAUUAAGUGUGUAUAUAACCAUUUUAAUUUAAGACAAGUACAUGGAGAUCAGGUUGACAUUUGGUCAAGUGGUCCUUAAGUUCUUAUUCAUGCACAAAGAAAAAUAAUCUCCAAAGGUUAGGUAGAAGAACGCUGAUGUGAUUAAUAAAUUAACAUCUGUACUCACAUAUUAAAGUGUCAUUUGAUUCUGAAUUACAUUUUUAGUUCUAGCGCGUUUAUAAUGCUCACCGAUAUUUACUGAACCUGAAAGAUCACAGGAAUAACAGAUGUCAGUGGUGUUCUUGUUUUUGGAUGAAUUUUCCUUUAGGCAAAACUGAGAAGUUACACAAAGGAACAUUAUGUGAGAUCAGAAUUGAAAAUGAUUUUAGAUUUGAGUGGGAUUAGUUUCACCGUUGUCCAAAUGAGAAAAUGUGCUUGUACAAAUGUUCAUCAAACAUCACCCUCUUCAAAGAUUGAUCAUCCUUCACCUUCAGCCUUGAUGUUGUUACUGUUGAUGUGAAAUUUAUUAUAGUUAAGAAAACUGGUCCAACAAAUUAAAUGGUGCUGUUUAGGGAGCAGGGUUAAUGCUUGAAAUGUCUUCAUGAGCUGAAGCGUUCAUGAAGUGCUUUUCAUGAACUGAUCACACAUUUACUACUAGAGAAAUUUGUAACUAAAGAUUAAAUGAAAGUUGCAGUUGCAAAAAUGUU
Micropterus dolomieu (smallmouth bass) is the source of this 1790-nucleotide messenger RNA. RefSeq names its product canopy FGF signaling regulator 2 (gene cnpy2). Gene Ontology annotation, cellular component: endoplasmic reticulum. The transcript is spliced from 6 exons. NCBI's taxonomy places the organism in Eukaryota, Metazoa, Chordata, Actinopteri, Centrarchiformes, Centrarchidae. The record is from RefSeq and is a predicted model, not a curated record. Bases 167 to 721 code for a protein of 184 amino acids.